This is a messenger RNA of Quercus robur (English oak), 4038 nucleotides long. RefSeq lists its product as uncharacterized. The record is from RefSeq and is a predicted model, not a curated record. Bases 1 to 4038 code for a protein of 1345 amino acids. NCBI's taxonomy places the organism in Eukaryota, Viridiplantae, Streptophyta, Magnoliopsida, Fagales, Fagaceae. The transcript has 2 exons. Gene Ontology annotation, molecular function: nucleic acid binding; RNA-DNA hybrid ribonuclease activity.
AUGAUAGCAUGGAACUGCCGGGGUCUUGGAUCAUCCCCGGCGGUUCAAACUCUCACCGACGAGGUGAGAAAGAAGAAUCCGAUCCUGGUCUUCUUAUCGGAGACCAAAGCGAGUCUAAGCAAGAUGAAGGGGGUUCAAAACAAGAUUGAUUAUACAGAGGGGAUUGUGGUCCCUAGCGACGGUAAAAGUGGAGGAUUAGCUAUGAUCUGGAGGAAAGGAACAGAGAUAAAGCUGAAGAGUUGCUCGAAUUCGCACAUAGAUGUCGUUGUUGAAGGCGAGCAAGAUCAAGUCCCGUGGAGAGCAACCGGUUUUUAUGGCCAUCCUGAAUCGGAGAAAUUAGGAUGGCUGGAUAGGGAUGCAAAUCAGAUGUGGGAGUUUAGAGAAUGCUUAAACAAAUGUGGUUUAGUUGAUUUAGGCUUUGUGGGGCAGAGAUAUACUUGGUGUAAUGGCAGAUUGGGGGAUCAGAGAACGCUAGUCAGAUUGGACAGGGUAGUAGCGAAUGAAGCAUGGAGAUGUAUGUUUUCGGAAGCUAGUGCUCACCACUUAGCUAUGUCGGCGUCGGAUCACUGCAUGAUUGUUUUAUAUCUGCAUAGGAAAAUGCCAAGAAGACCAGCGAAACGAAGGUUUAUGUUCGAAGCAAUGUGGACCCGUGAUGAGAGGUGUAGGGAGAUUAUUGAGGAUGCCUGGGAUCCCCUCCGAGCUGAUACUAAUUUUCAAAUCCAUGAGCGUCUGAAGAGCUGCCAAGACCACUUGCAAAGGUGGAACAAGGAGGUAUUCGGUAAUGUCAACAAAACUCUGAGAGUAAAACAGCAGCAAUUGCAAGAGGUUGAGGCCCUAAAUUUGCUUCAUGAGACUGCUGAGGAGAUAGAGGUUUUGAGAAAAGAAAUCAAUGAAAUUCUGGUAAAGGAAGAAGUGAUGUGGAGCCAACGGUCAAGAGCUUUGUGGAUGAAAUGCGGAGAUCGAAAUACUAAAUUCUUCCACGCAACGGCAACACAGAGACAAAGGAAAAACAGAAUUGAAGGCCUUUGGGGAGCAGAUGGGAUGUGGCAAGAAGAGAAAGAAAGGGUUGAGGAAAUCAUCUUGGGGUAUUUUGAAAAAAUUUAUAGUACAGAGCAUACUAGUGAGUAUGAAGUAAAUGUUGAAGAUGUGGAAAGGUGCAUUACACCGGAAAUGAACAAGAUUUUACUCGAGAACUUUCGAGCGGAGGAAGUCAGAUAUGCUCUCAACCAGAUGCAUCCGACAAAAUCGCCCGGCCCCGACGGUAUGUCCCCUCUUUUCUAUCAGAAAUAUUGGGAGAUAGUAGGUCCUUAUGUGACAAAAUGUGCUUUAGACAUUCUAAAUUCUGGUAGCUUACCUUGUGUGCUGAAUGAGACUUAUAUAUGCUUAAUCCCAACAGUGCAGUGUCCUCAGAAAAUUACGGAGUUUAGGCCGAUAAGCCUUUGCAAUGUAAUUUAUAAGAUAGUGUCCAAAGUGCUAGCAAAUAGGUUGAAAAAAAUUCUGCCAAAGGUUAUAGGAGAAGCUCAGAGUGCUUUUGUUCCCGGGAGACAGAUUACUGACAAUGUUUUUGUAGCUUUCGAGACUAUGCACAGAAUAAAAUCUAGAAGGAAAGGAAAAACAGGUUUAAUGGCUGUCAAGCUUGACAUGAGCAAGGCGUACGAUAGAGUCGAGUGGAAGUAUCUUGAAGGGGUGAUGAGAAAAAUGGGCUUUCAGGAAAAGUGGAUACAACUUUUCAUGAUGUGCGUGAGAACAGUGUCUUACUCAGUUCUUAUUAAUGGAGAACCGAGAGGACGAAUCAUCCCUACUAGGGGUCUGCGACAAGGGGACCCUAUCUCUCCCUAUCUCUUUUUGUUAUGCGUGGAAGGGCUUUCAGCCAUGUUUCAAAGGGAAGUUAGAUUGGAGAGGAUCAAAGGGGUGUCGGUGUGUCGGGGUGCACCCCAAAUCUCCCACUUAUUCUUCGCCGAUGAUAGCAUAAUUUUUUGCAAAGCAACCUUGGAGGAGGCCAAUCGGGUGAGCCAAGUGUUAAAGGAUUAUGAGAGGGAGUCGGGGCAAAAACUAAAUAAAGAGAAAACAUCUCUCUUUUUUAGCAAGAACACGAGGAGCGAAGUGAUGGAAGGGGUUAAGGAACUAUUUGGGGCGCAAAUAAUUAGACAACAUGAGAAAUACCUUGGAUUGCCGCCUAUGGUGGGAAGGGGAAAAAAGAAAGCUUUCAACCGAAUAAAAGACCAAGUGGGAAGAAGAAUAGCCGGGUGGAAAGGCAAGUUGCUUUCGAAGGCAGGUAAAGAAAUCCUCAUUAAGGCAGUGGCACAAGCCACCCCAACGUACACGAUGAGUUGCUUUAAGAUCCCGGAUGCUUUGUGCAAGGAGCUAAACUCCAUGGUCAGAAACUUUUGGUGGGGGCAGAAGGAAAAUGAAAGAAAGAUGGCUUGGAUUUCGUGGGAAAAGAUGUGCCAAAGGAAAGCGGAGGGAGGGCUAGGCUUUAGAGACCUCAAGGCCUUUAACUUAGCGCUUCUAGCCAAACAAGGGUGGAGAAUUAUCCAGAACCCAGAUUCGCUGCUGCAUAGAGUUCUGAAGGCAAAAUAUUUUAAAAGUACAAGUUUUUUGGAAGCUCAAGUAGGGAACAACCCCUCUUAUACGUGGCGAAGUCUGAUGGAAGCCAAAAGUGUUGUGGAGAGAGGAAUGAGGUGGAGCAUCGGUAAUGGGCGGAGCGUAGACAUUUGGAGGGAUAGAUGGCUUCCUACCCCUAAUUCCUUUAAGGUAAUUAGCCCAAGGAGUCAGGUGUCUUCAGUGGAAAGGGUGGAGCAUUUGCUGGACAGCGACAAAAGAGCUUGGGACAUCAGUAAGGUGCGAAGUAUUUUCCUUCCUUUUGAAGCAGAGACUGUUUUGGGAAUCCCGAUUAGCCCAAGCCUUCCAAAUGAUUCUAGGAUUUGGGCAUGGACAAGCAAUGGGAUUUUGACCGUUAGAAGCGCGUAUGGGGUAGCGCUAAAAAUGGUAAAGGAUAACAAGGAGAAAGAAGACAAGGGAGAGUGCUCGGAUCCCUCAAAAAUGGAUGAGGUUUGGAAGUCCAUUUGGAGGCUCGAAUGUCCAGGAAAAAUUAAACAUUUCCUAUGGAGGGCCUGCAGAAACAUUCUGCCCACCAAUUUCUGCCUAGCUAGAAGAAAGGUGUCAAAAUGGGAUGGUUGUGCUUGGUGUGGUGAGACGGAAUCUUCAAGCCAUGUGUUAUGGGAUUGUAAGGCUGCUGCUGAAGUCUGGAAGGAAUCGGGUCUCAAUUUGCCUAGGUGGAAGAAUGAUCAUAGGGAUUUCAUUGAGGUUUUUUGGAAGCUAAAAGAGGAAGCAAAAAAUAUAGAUUGGGUCGUGUUUGCAACGACGGCUUGGAGCAUAUGGAGUAACAGAAAUCGUUACAAGCACGAGGGGAAGUUCAAGCCGGGGAAGAUGGUAGUCAAGGAGGUGACCAGAUAUGUAGAGGAGUUUCGUCAAGGCUUCACUUCAAACUUAACCACUUCCAAGCAGCCCCCUAGGCGUGAUUCCCAAUGGAGACCCCCAGAUGCUGGACAGUAUAAGGUAAAUGUUGAUGCAGCAGUGUUUAAGGAGGCAGGUAGUUGUGGAGUGGGGGUGGUAGUAAGAAAUGAAGAAGGAUGCUUGAUGGGGGCCAUGAGCAGAAAGCUUCCUUUUCCCUUGGGGCCUUUAGAAGCAGAGGCAAGGGCAGCGGAGGAGGGGAUUGUGUUUGCAAGGGACCUUGGCCUUAAUGAAGUGGUCAUCGAAGGAGACGCAAAGACGGUCAUGACUGCACUGGCAAACUCAGAUUUUCUGCAUACCCCAUCCUCAAUUCAGAAAGUAAUGGAAGGGGCGAAGUUCAGGCUGCAGGCGUUCAAGUCAUGGCAGUCCAAACAUGUUCACAGAAGCUGUAAUGUAGCAGCUCAUAUGCUUGCAAAGCAUGCUUGUAAUGUUAUAGAUAGUUUAAUUUGGGUGGAGGAUACUCCCCCAAUGAUUUCAGCUCAGAUCAGUAUGGAUGUAGCAAAUUUGGGUUUAUCCCUCAAUUAA